CUUGCGCCUGCGCAGUGUGUGCUUACUGUGGAAUCGUACGCCGGCCUAGCCGGGUGCCUCCGAGCCGCCGUAGUGCUUGUGCGAGCGGGUUGGCGAGGAAUGGAGCCGGUGGGCGGUGGCGGCGACCGCUGCGGCUCCUCCUCCGCAGACCCUCGGAGCACCUUUGUGUUGAGUAACCUAGCGGAGGUGGUGGAGCGUGUGCUCACCUUCCUGCCCGCCAAGGCGUUGCUGCGGGUGGCUGGUGUGUGCCGCUUGUGGAGGGAGUGUGUUCGCAGAGUGUUGCGGACCCAUCGAAGCGUGACCUGGAUCUCCGCGGGCCUGGCGGAGGCCGGCCACCUGGAGGGGCAUUGCUUGGUCCGCGUGGUAGCAGAGGAGCUUGAGAAUGUUCGUAUCUUACCACAGACAGUUCUCUACAUGGCUGAUUCAGAAACUUUUAUUAGUCUAGAAGAGUGUCGUGGCCAUAAGAGAGCAAGGAAAAGAACUACUAUGGAAACUGCAUUGGCACUUGAGAAGCUAUUUCCAAAACGAUGCCAAGUCCUUGGGAUUGUGGCCCCAGGAAUUGUAGUAACUCCAAUGGGAACAGGUAGCAAUCGACCUCAGGAAAUAGAAAUUGGAGAAUCAGGUUUUGCUCUAUUAUUUCCUCAAAUUGAAGGAAUAAAAAUACAGCCCUUUCAUUUUACUAAAGAUCCAAAGAACUUAACACUUGAAAGACAUCAACUUACUGAAGUAGGUCUUSUAGAUAACCCUGAACUUCGAGUGGUCCUCAUCUUUGGCUAUAAUUGCUGCAAGGUGGGAGCCAGUAAUUACCUGCAGCGAGUAGUCAGUACUUUCAGUGAUAUGAAUAUCAUCUUGGCUGGAGGCCAGGUGGACAACCUGUCAUCAUUUACUUCUGAAAAGAACCCUCUGGAUAUUGAUGCCACAGGCGUGGCUGGACUGUCAUUUAGUGGGCAGCGAAUCCAGAGUGCCACAGUGCUUCUUAAUGAGGAUGUCAAUGAUGAGAAGACUGCUGAGGCGGCCAUGCAGCGCCUCAAAGCAGCCAACAUUCCAGAACAGAAUACCAUUGGCUUCAUGUUUGCAUGUGUUGGCAGGGGCUUUCAGUAUUAUAGAGCCAAAGGGAAUGUAGAGGCUGAUGCAUUUAGGAAGUUUUUCCCUAAUGUUCCCUUGUUUGGCUUCUUUGGAAAUGGAGAAAUUGGAUGUGACCGGAUAGUCACUGGGAACUUUAUAUUGAGAAAAUGUAACGAGGUAAAGGAUGAUGAUCUGUUUCACAGCUAUACAACAAUAAUGGCACUGAUUCACCUGGGGUCAUCUAAAUAAAGCCAUCUUUAAAGUGGCUUUUGCAGUAUUCAAAGUAUUGACUUUCAACUUCUGCCUUUUCCACAAAAUGGAAAUUUGGGAUAUGUAUAUUUCAAAAAAAGAUAACUUUAGCUCUGUCUGUUCUGUAGCUUUGAUAGAUGUUCUGAGAUSACAUUUGGGUAAUUUUUAAUAUAUUAGAUGAAGGACAACUUUGUACACAAYACACACCACGAGUUGAAAGCUUUGUGUUGGGCACAAGCAAAGAAGUUGUGGCUGUGUUCACCUGUCGAAGCUGCUGUAUAAGGUGACUUUCAAUAUAGUCUUCCUGCAAGGAAUGAUCAAAGGGUGAUUCACCAGUGAGAUAAAGAUUUAAGGCAUUCUGCAUCUACCUCUUUGUAUUGGAAAUGACCUUUUAGCAGAAUCUGGAAGAUAUUUUUUCCUCCCUUAACAUCAGAGAAAAAUGAAAUGGGUUGAGCAAUCUUUCUGCUUUCCAAUUUUACCAGUCCCCCCCCCCCAGAUACUGUAAUAAUAUAAUUACUUUUUUACUUAUGAUAAAAAUUUAACUUUGUUUUGAUACUCUAAAAGUUGCUCAGAUAAAAUUGUUGAGAGACUUUUAUAAAUAAAACUAUUUUCCUUAAUAAAGAAAUUCCAAGAGAAGAAAUUUUUCUCAUAGUUUCGUAUAGCUAAUUGGCAGACCAGAAAAUUCUAUCACCUUAUUUUGAUUUUAUACCAAUAAAACAUACCUUAUAAACUCAUUCAGAUACUUUUCUGUAUUUCAAAAGCAAACUAAUCCUUUGUAAAUGAAAAACUGGAAUGUAGGUAUUUGUUAGCUGGUCAGUCCUAUCAUUCAAGUUUGAAUUUCUGACACACAAAUAUUUGAGAGGGGCAGAGAAUACCAGUAUCCCCUUAAUAUCCAUUCUUACCUUUUAUUCUAUCACAGUGAUAGAAACAAACAUUUUGGGCAUGUCCCUCCCAGAACAGAGACUACAUUUCUCAGUGUUUCUUGCAGGUAUAAUUGUUUUUUGGCUGAUGAACAUGAUGGGAAAUGAUUCCCUUUUUCUGCCUCUUUAUCUUGUUUGAAAUGUACAUCUGGUCAUGAACCAUCUUGGAUGCUGCCAAGGAGGCAAUACCCAUUGUGGAAGAAAACCAGAGAUUCUGGGUCCCUGUAUAUCUUUGUUGAAGUACCUCCAUAGCAGACCUGACCUGCCUGACCCCAGAGUGAUUGUUUUACAAAAUAGAAAUCAGCUUGCUUAAGCAGCCUUCUUCUUCCAUCCCUAGGGCUUUAUUGUAUAUGAUCUUAUAAAGUGAGAUAAAUGACGUGGCAUUUUUGUAGUGAUUAGGGGUUUUAACAGGGCAGUAGAAAACUUGCAAUAUAAGUAAAAUCAAAUGUAUUAACAUUGUUCCUGAUUUUCUGUCACUUUUCUCCCAACUUUUUACCUCGUAGAUUUUUCUCUUGCUAUUCAUGUGUAUAAUACUUAAAAGGUUCCUUUAUUUUAUGAGUAUUUUAAAUAUUCCUGAAGAGUUAGUUCCUUUUGGAGUUCCAGAAAAGUCCAAAGAAAAGUUUGAUUGAGAGAUUUUUUUUAAUCUGUAUUUCUCUUUAGCCAUUUGUUAACUUUUCUAUUAACUUUUGUUAUUUGACACUGAUAAGUUAGCUAGUAACUCCAAAAUCCUAGUCCUUGAAUAUGCUUAAGUAGAAACAUACACAAAUAUUUUAGAAAUCUUGUUCCUGAUAUGAAUCAGAAUUCGUUGAAUAAUAGAGGAAGGAGGAUUUUAAAAACUGAAAUUAUGAAUAAAAUAGGCAUGAGAAUUACAUGGAUUUUUUUAAAAAUUAAUACUCAUAAAAUGUUUUGCUACUUCUCAAAGGAGAAUCUGCCACAGGAUAACUUGCUAAACAUCUGACAUUGUUUUGGGGUUUCUUUUAAUAGGUUAGCCUUUUGGCACUUGUCAGAGACAAUAAAAUCAUUCAAUCACAUGGUUGUAAUCUUAGUACAAAGUAAAAAGGGGAGAACUUGACCCAAUAGAAGUAAUAGUAUAUCUCGAUAACAAAAGCCAUCCUUUCUGCAUCUCAGAGGUUGUGAGGUUGUAUGCAAGUAAUUUAACUAAAGUCAGAGCUAUAUUACAGUUUUGAAAGAUCUGUCCUACAAGCAAGCAUUAAAGAGUAAUUACUGAAAUUCCUUGAGAUGGCAAACCAUUGUAGCCACUUGUGAAACUGCAAAAAUGAUCACAUAAAAAAAAAAAAGACAGACAUAAAGGUGAAUCCUUACAGUCUUCACAUGCUGAGCUGUCUUAAGAU
Molecule: messenger RNA, 3586 nt
Organism: Urocitellus parryii (Arctic ground squirrel)
Lineage: Eukaryota; Metazoa; Chordata; Mammalia; Rodentia; Sciuridae
Gene: Fbxo22
Product: F-box protein 22
Biological process (GO): protein polyubiquitination; regulation of skeletal muscle fiber development; positive regulation of proteasomal ubiquitin-dependent protein catabolic process
Molecular function (GO): protein binding
Source: RefSeq, a predicted model, not a curated record